UCGUAGACUAUCAUCGAUGGAAUCUUUUGGGCCAACGCUGUUCACUACAAAUCUGUCGCAUUAUUGCCGGUGAAAGACGAAAUCUAUCGGAUAUCUAAUCAAUGUAUCGAGCAAGAAAACAACAAUUAUUAUGAGUAAAGAAUUGGUCGUAUCGUUCAUUCGUCACCCUAUAACAUUCUAUUGUAUGAUCCAUAGUAAUGUACAACUUUUGGAAUUCACGAAUCCGACUUGCAUAUAUUUCCUGCUUCCUUUUACUUCUAAGAAUUACUUUGGAUCAACUGCGCAUUUAUCUAGAGAAUUCUGAAAGAGUAGAGUAUCAAACGGAAGAUAAUAAUGAUGAUUGUAAAAAUGAUGAAGGAAGUUUCACUGAUGAUAUGGAUUACGUAUUGGAAACAAUGCAGUACAUGUAUGAUCUUAAACUUGGCAAAGCUAAAAUUCGACCCGUAGUCGAAGAAGCAAGGGAAGUAAGGCAAUAUUGGUGGCGAUGCUAUUUGAAAAGGCCUGGAAUAGUGAUAGCAAACGAUUGGUUUCAAAAUGAUGGUCUCUAUAUAUAUUCAGCAACAUAUGACAGACGACUUAAUUCACUUUAUCCCUAUAAUCAUAUUAUACAAAUAUUGACGAUGUCAUUCCGGUCAAUUCCAAUAACAGACAAAAUAUUCUGUAACCUGUAUGAUACAGUUCGUGAACAAUACAUUGUUGUUGAGGGAACAAUUCGUGAAAUUUGGCAACGACCCUGGGAUCCACGAGACUUUUUUUAUAUCCCGAAUCUGAUCAGUUGUCCGGUGCCAAAGUAUUUCGAACAGAGCAUAAAUCUGACAAUUUCAUUGAGUAAAACAGCAUGUAAAAGUCAGGAAAUUUCAGCACAAGUACGAAUGCGAUCAUCAAGAAAAGCGAAGAAUGGCAUUGCUGUAUGCGUGAAGGGUCUAGAUUAUCUUGAAGAUAUGCCAGAACGUUUGGUUGAAUGGAUCGAAAUGCAAUUAAUCACUGGUGCUGAUACGAUUACAGUAUAUACUUAUUAUGUACCACGUAAGAUGCAGCAAGUAUUAAAUUAUUACAGUAAACAAGGAUCUGUCACUGUGAUACCGAUUAAUCUUCCUGGUGAGUCUCCAAAUCAAGUAUAUAUCAGAAGUCAUUUCAUUUGGCGAAAUAGACAACAGAAGCGUCGCCACGAGUUAAUUCCAUAUAAUGAUUGUUUCUACAGGCACAUCGACACUCACAAAUUUGUCCUAAUACUGGAUAUCGAUGAAGUGAUCGUACCAUUGAAACAUGAUAAUUGGAGUGCCAUGCUGGAUAAUAUCAUUACUACCUUUCAUGACAAAAACUUGAAAAAGAUUGAAGUUACUUCAAUUUCUAUUCGAAAUGUAUUCAAAUUUCCGUCCAAUAUCAGCUUACUGAAUUCAUUUGUUCCACCUUAUAUGUAUAUGCUACGAAAUAGACGAAAAUCAGAAACACUGAGCAAACCAGGCGAAUAUGGAAAAGUUUUCAUCAAUACGAAUUCGAUUGCUACUGUAUUCAAUCAUUUUGCAUUACAUCGUCAUCGUGCCGAUGUAGCCAAUACGUUAUACGUGGAACCAGAUAUAGCCAUUAAACUGCACUACAAGUCAAAAUGUCCGAUUGAAUCGGGAAAACAGUGUGAACAUUUGAAAUAUGUUACUGUAGAUGAUACAAUAAUGGAUCGAUAUGCUGAACAAUUAACUAGACAAGUUACCAAAGUGCUUAAUUAUUUACACUUUAUUGAAUAA
Molecule: messenger RNA, 1742 nt
Organism: Loa loa (African eye worm)
Lineage: Eukaryota; Metazoa; Nematoda; Chromadorea; Rhabditida; Onchocercidae
Exons: 8
Coding region: 198-1742 (514 amino acids)
Source: RefSeq, a predicted model, not a curated record